Molecule: messenger RNA, 270 nt
Organism: Plasmopara halstedii
Lineage: Eukaryota; Oomycota; Peronosporomycetes; Peronosporales; Peronosporaceae
Exons: 2
Coding region: 1-270 (89 amino acids)
Source: RefSeq, a predicted model, not a curated record
AUGUUCAUCACGACUCGCGGUAAAAAUGGGGUUUUAGACACACUUCAUGCCAGAACUUCAGACGGGUGUGUUACACGCGCAUUGACGGCUCAUCUUUGCACAUAUACACGGUCUGUCUUGCUCUGUAUGUUUGGAACUCUAGGUUCUAAACGUGGCCUUGAGAACAUGCUCGAAGCCACAGCACGUCCUCCAGUUUGCAAGGAAGAGUGUACCGCCGCGGCAAGAACGAAAGGACCAACCUCUCCUCGACAAGUCGACUCACAGUUUUAA